Diachasmimorpha longicaudata is the source of this 5226-nucleotide messenger RNA. RefSeq lists its product as uncharacterized. Bases 733 to 4722 code for a protein of 1329 amino acids. The transcript has 4 exons. NCBI's taxonomy places the organism in Eukaryota, Metazoa, Arthropoda, Insecta, Hymenoptera, Braconidae. Gene Ontology annotation, molecular function: DNA binding. The record is from RefSeq and is a predicted model, not a curated record.
GCUCCGCUGUUCUCAAUUGAAAUAACCUCAAUGUCGACUGAAGUCAAAUAUUGAAAAAUGGGAAUCGCUCUAUACACAAAUAUGGACCGUUAUGAAAAUGACCAUGUGACAAAAAUGGUUCUAUAUAUAUCCAUAUAUAUAAUUAACGAUACCACGUGGUCAUUAUCGUAACUAUAUAUCUGUAAUAGUGUCAUGAAAAUACCCAGAUCUCAUCUACAUAUCAUACACAAUAGAUGGCAAUUUCAGUGUCGGUCUGUAUAUACCCUUCACGGUUAUCAAAAUGAUCUUUUCUUGUCAUUUUUCCUGUAACCGAAAGGGACAUUUCAUAUAAUUUUUGCAUUUUUCUAAGAUGGCGAUUAGGAGUUAUUUGGGUGAGACACACGACUGAGAGCUCCGCUAUUCUGAAUUGAAAUAACGUAAAUAUUGAAAGUAAAAUAUUGAAAAAUUAAAAUGUAUUCGUUAGUGCGUUUCGACAAAGAUGAUUAUGCCAUUCGUUUAACCAGUGAGACAGUUCCCAAAACAAGAAGAACGGUACUUGUUCAUUAUGCAGAUUGAGAGAUUAUUGCUACUAUCAUUUCAACAGGAGAACACAAGAAAUUGAAAAAUCAACUUGAACAGUUAUGCAAGCGAAAAAAAUCAGUUGAUCGCCUUUCGUUGAAAGAGAACCAGCUAAUUGUUUCCAUCCCAAAACUUUCGCGAAUUAGCAGGAAGACAUGCCAGUCAGCUGAUGUCAUGGUAGAUCAUUCAACAAAGACCCACGAUAAGGAUGCAAUAAUAUCUCAGUCACCGGAAAAGAAAGCGGAAACAUGCUUGAAUUUUCUUCAAUCAGGUCCUGACCAGCUCGAUACCAUUGCUUUACGGUCAUCAGCACGCAACUGUGAAGAGAAUAAGGAGUGUACAUAUGAAAUAGACAAAACCAGUUCAUUCAACAUUCCAAUUGAUGAUCCCACUGAGAAGUCAAGGGUUCAAGAAGAGCCAGAUUCAGCUCCUUCUCAGCAGGCGAAUGUAAAUCAUUCUGGUAUUACUGACUCCGAAAUGGCACCAAACCAAUUCAGAGAAGUCUCCAUGCCACAAUUGCCGGACAGAGAAUGUCCAGAAUCGCCUCCUUCAUUGCUAGCACAUCUGGAUAAACCGAAUACUGUUGGCCCAGAAAUUUUGCAGUGUAGUAGCGAGACAUUACGAGUAGUUAGCAAUUCGACUGUGGAUCUCCGUGAACUCCAUACAUUGAAAAUUUCCCAAUAUGAUGCUAGAAGUAAGCCACAGUCACCGGAACGAAACAAUGAAUUAACAAUAUCUGAUGUUAAACAAUGUUUAUCUGCUGAGCCAGAUUCGAAUCAACCAGAAAUCAUAACUCCACAGAACCCAUUGGCUGAGAUUAUUAUGAACGAACCGCCCUCCAUGAACGAGACCACUAUAAAUAGAGUGCUAAAAUCACAGCUCGACUCCUCGACAAUGGUUCCUUGCGAAAAUGGAGGCGAUAAGAGUGGGCCUGGAGCCCAAAUACCAAGAGGGGACGGUGAAGGAAGUCCUGUCUUCCUCCAAAUAAAUCUUGAUCCGUCGCGUAUGGUGACCGUACAAUCUUCAGGAACGGAUAUUGAAAAAAAUCACUUGUUUGGACAGGUAGGAGAUGAAGUUGAGACUGUUUCAUCACCUCAUCCAAUUGAUGAUAACAUCAAGCAACAGCAGGCUAUAGAAGGAGAGUCAGCUGAUAUUCCACCAUUUCGUCCCAUCCAAUCUGAAUCUGCAGCACCAGAAAUUUUAUUAGUUCAAUCGAUAGAAAAAGAGCGCUCUCCUGGAAAGAGAGGAUUUCCAUCAACUGCGAUUCAGCCGUCCCAAAUGCACACGUCUGACGUCAUUGAUUCCGGACGAUAUCAGGAUUUCUUAUCCGAACGUAUGCAGGAGGAAGUCAAGGAACAGGAUGAUACUAACGUCAUUCUGGAUAUAAUAUUGAAUCGUGCAGAGAAGGACGAGCAAUAUCAGGAACCUUAUUCACCUGAAGAAAAUUAUCCACGACGUUCUCUGGAGGAAAUCAUUGACAUCCAAUUAACAGCUAUGGAGCAUAACUAUCCCACGACCAAUAAUCACUCCAAAACAACAAGUGAAAUAAUGAACAGCUUGGAUGACCCGGAAUUGAAUGAAAGUCUCGAAGAUGAACCAUUCAAAGAUGAGAGUAUUGUAGCUAGUUCAUCGUUUGAAACGUCAGCCUACAUGGAUUCACGUUUAUUCCCUCACUUGGAGCUUCCUGACUCACUGGAAGGUGAUAAUGAAAAUCAUCCUCGAUCAGUUUCUAAUUUGGGGAACUAUCAACUUUCGUCCACUCAAACUGACGAAGAAUUCAACAAUCAUAAAGAUACUGAAGAACCGGAGAUAGAUGAGGAAUUCCAGGACGAUGGACAUGAUUCGACAUGGAAUCUGACUAGAGAAUCUGGAAAUAAUUCAACUUUAAUUACUCACGGUGGGAAAGAAACUGAGGACAGUGUCACAGGAGAUGAAUCAUCAUUGAAUAUUACUGAUCAGUUAGAAAUCCCAAACAUCGUAGGGGCAAUGGAUGACAAAGAUCUAUGGGUUCAACCCAGCACAAAUAAAUACAAGCAAAAUUUUUGUUUUUACUGCAAAAAAAUGCAAUCCGUGAUAAGUCAACAUCUCGAAACAGUUCACAAAAAUGAGUCUCCGGUCAAGAAAUUUUCAGUUUUUCCGAAAGGUAAUCCUGAAAGAAGAAAAAUCAUAGAAACCCUACGCUUGAAAGGAAAUUAUUUAUAUAAUACCCAGCAAGUUCACAAUAAAACAGGAGAGUUGCUUGUCUCUCGGCGACCCAAAGAAGAACGGUCUGCAACUUUGUAUAAAAUUUGUCAUAAUUGUACAGGAGUUUUCUCGGCCAAAACAAUUAGACGUCAUCGUCAAAGUUGUCUAGGAGCUUCAACUAGAGGUGAACGAUCGAAUGUCAUUCUUUCAAGGCGAAUUGAAGGGCGAUUACAUGAAAGCGCUAAUGAUCGACUUGCAAGAGUGAUGGCAGUAUUGAGAGAAGACGACAUUGUGAGAUUAGUUAGGUACGAUGAGCUUUUGAUUAAAUUUGGAAAUUGUCUCUGCGAGAAGUAUUACAAACAACAACAAGAGGAGAUGAUCAGAAACCGAUUGAGAACACUAGGCCGAUUACUGCAGACAAUGAAAGAGAUCAAUCCAGAUAUAACAGACUUCAAAUCGAUUUACCAACCAAAACGAUAUGAAAUCAUGUUAGAUGCUGUGAGAAAGCUGUCAGGUUUUGAUCCACUGACUGGAGUACAUCAGAUCCCCUCGCUGGUAACUUCUAUCGGUACUUAUAUUAAGGCCGUGAGUGACCUUCUGAAACUUCAUUGGGUGGAAAAUCUCGACGAAGAAAAAGAAAAAAUUUUUGAUAAAUUUCUGUUUCUUCACACGAUGCAAUACAGUCAAGUUGUUAAUAGGGUCCCGCGAGAGGAUCAAUCCCAAAAACAUCGCCAACAAGUGAAACCCUUACCAACUACCAGUGAUAUCAAAAAAUUAACGGAUUAUGUCAAUAACAAAAUGAUCACUGCCUACGCAAGUCUUAAUGAACAAUAUUCUUAUCAGUACUGGCUGAGUCUAUUGCAAUUCACCUUAAUUUCUAUUCAGAUUUUCAAUCGUCGUCGAGCUGGAGAAAUUGAGAGAGCCUCGACUGCGGACCUUAACGCGCUGGAGAGAAUAUCAGAAACUACCCACCCUGAGAUAUAUGAGAAAUUGUCAGCCACACAAAAAUCUUUGGCCGGAAAAUAUGCACGAUUUAUCAUUACAGGGAAGUUGGGACGUGAUGUUUCUGUGCUGCUCAACUCACAGAUGGAAAAAUCUCUUAAUUUGCUAUUGAAGCAUCGCAGUUCGACGAAAAUUCCAGCAAAAAACCCGUAUAUUUUUGGAAUACGGGGUUUCACUGAUGGCAGAUUUAAAUAUCUUCGAGCUUGUCAGCUGUUGCGACAGUUUGCCGAGGAAUGUGGUGCAGAACAUCCUGACAGACUUCGUGGGACAUAUUUAAGAAAACACGUUGCCACGACUUGUGCAGAAGAAAACAUGGAUGAAAAUAAUAUCACUGAUAUCGCCAAUUUCAUGGGCCACGCCGAAGCAAUUCAUCGGUCUCACUAUAGAAGAUCUGUUGUCUCCAGGGAUGUGCUUGGUGUGGUCAACAUACUGUGCAAAGCACAGGGUGAUGGUCGGAUUCCUGAACAUCAGAGCAAUCAUGGUGCCUCGACAUCAACUGUUCAACAACAACAGGCUAAUGAAGAUAAAUCGGAUGACAAUUCAAGUGAAAACGUCAAUUCAAAUGAGAUCCCGUCAACUUCCUCAAUGCCAUUAUCUCCGCCUACAGGUGUAUCUAAUACAAAUGAUAAUCGAGCAACCAAGAGAAGAAGAGUGAUAUAUUCAUCUUCAGAGGACAGUUCAACCGACGAAAGUAUUAUUCCUGAUCAGAUCCAACCGAUAAAGAGAAAUGUUACGGCAACUGGGAUUCAAAGAACUAAUAAUGCCAAUGAAAAGAAGAGGAAAUUGAGAUGGAGCGAUGAAGAAAAAACUGCAGCCUUCGCUGCAUUUGGGAGCCUUAUCAAAAGCAACAGACUACCUGCGACUACGGAUAUAAGAAAAUUUCUACCUGCUAACCCAUCGAUUACGCGAACUGUAAACCAAAUUAGAACAUGGGCAUCUAACGAAAAGAAAAAAUGUAAUGCCGAUUAUCGAGACUGAAAAUACCAAAGAAGAGUAUUUUGUGAGUUAGUUUGCAUUAAUUAAGCAUUUAUUUUCACAUGAAAAAAUGAGUUCUCUGAACUAUAUAUUAUUCCUGAUGUAAACUAUAGAUAGUAAGUUAAUGUUCUGAAGUUUAUUUUUGAGGUAUUAAAUUUAUCUUUCAUUGCGGAGCUUUAUUAAAAAAGUGAUAGCUGACAGAGUAUCUGUAUUCUACUUGAGACAAGUGAAUAUUCUUUAUUUGUCCGGUAGAGUUGAUCGUUGUUUUAUAUCAAUGCUUAUCUGUGAUAUAGCUAUAUGUCAAUUUUCUAGUUUAUCCUAGUUUUUCAUAAAUUUUAUAUUCACGGAAAGUCUUUUCUAACCGCAAAACAUCGUCAAAUGUCGCUUUAAUAUUAACUAACGACCCGCCCCGGCUUCGCACGGGUGCAAUCCUGAUAGAAAAACUAUGAACGUUGUAUAUAAAAACACAGCGGCUCGCUCCGGCAAAAAAAAGUUAUUGUGGGUUAU